Amphibalanus amphitrite is the source of this 1714-nucleotide messenger RNA. Its product is annotated as prion-like-(Q/N-rich) domain-bearing protein 25. The transcript has 3 exons. Bases 1 to 1644 code for a protein of 547 amino acids. Lineage: Eukaryota; Metazoa; Arthropoda; Thecostraca; Balanomorpha; Balanidae. The record is from RefSeq and is a predicted model, not a curated record.
AUGGGACCCCAGGCGAAGGUUCUCUGCUGGCUUCUGGUGAUCUGGCUGUCGGUGGGAGAACUCCAUGGCUCUGACUCCGAGAAAACCUCUUCUCGCGGGGAGCGACUGCUGCGGAUAUUCAAAAACAGACUGCAAUAUCGGCCAAAGUUGAAAGUGGCCAAAUGCCAGGGCAGCCGCUGCACCAUUCAGCUCUCACCGUUGGUGGCUGUUUCUGCGUCAGUACCCGUCUGUGACUACACCCAUCCCUGUCCCAGCGGUCAUCACUGCCUCUCAGGUCACUGUUUCGCCCUCCCCAAAUCCCUCUGCGGGACCAGCCAGCCGUGCUCGCCCCAUAGACAGUGCCCCUGUGGAGAGCUGUGUCACAAUGGACGCUGUACUAAGGUAAAACCAGCGGGGAUAGGCAGCCCAUGUGUAACACAUUCACAGUGCCAUUCGGAGAAUUGUAAAAACGGCUACUGCGCUAAUCAAUGUCUCUACGAUACUGAUUGUUCUACCAAUCAGUACUGUGACGGUUACCGCUGCCAGCAUCGUCUGCCCUUGUACGGGACAUGCUCAGAAAACCGCCAGUGCCUCUCCAACGCCUGCAACGGAGGUUCAUGCGUGCAAUGUCACAGUUCUUACGACUGUCCAUUGCGACACUUUUGUGAUCACAACACAUGUCACUCGUUGAGAAAGCUCCGCGAAUCGUGUCACUCGGAUCAGGAGUGUUUGUCUGGGAAGUGCGGUAGGCUCAACUUCUGUGUUCUGUGCAGGUCGCACGCAGAUUGUCGCGGUGGAACCGUUUGCAGUUCGACAGGUAUCUGUAGGAGAGAGAGCAGCGCCGGUUCUGAGUGUUCCUCCAGUGAGGAUUGUCUCAGUGGUGUAUGCGGGAUCCGCGGGUAUUGUAUCGAAUGUAGAACGAAUGGGGAGUGCGAAGGACAGGAACGGUGUGACAAAGGCGUCUGUCGUCCUCUUCAACUACUAGGACAGCAGUGUGAUGCCAAUGCUGAUUGUGAGUCUGGUAUAUGCCAUAGCCUCUCAUGUGUGGAGUGUACAGGGGAGCGUAGUUGCGGCACUGGUAGGUUCUGUUCUUCAGAGGGUCUCUGCCAAACCCAGGCAGAGUUGGGAGAGGCGUGCACUCUCGACCAACAGUGCAUCUCAGGUCUCUGUGAGGAGCUCCUGAACCAGUGCGUACGAUGUACCGACGACUCACACUGUGAACAGGAUGAAACGUGCACCGGCGAUCACACCUGCGCACCAAUUCAGCUCCCUGAUACAAUAACUCCCGUUAGAGAAUCUCCAAACGUCAUCUCACCCUCAGAGAACUUCACAGCGCUCCCGCCCGGCACUGUCCGCUUCGGAAACACCUUCGGAAGCGUCAACGCUACCUCGGACACCAAGUUUGACGGAGACGCCGCCACAGCUGUAGCCACAGCCGUUGCUUCUGUCACUGUCGAUAACGUCACCGCCAUGGCUACUGCCGAUGCCACAGCCGUUGUUACUCUGGAGGAUCUGAUCAGGCAGAGGAUUAUGCAGCUGAGGCAGGCCGUGGCGGCGAAGAGGGAGGCUCUGAGCGAAGGAGGUGGCACGGAUGAAAGUAAUGUUGAAUUGCUAGAUAGUGAAGAGGACUUGAGACCGCUGGAAUUAGAUCCACGUCGGUUGUAGCCGGUCACCAUCCAAACCACAAAGUUCAACUAAAUGGAUGAGAGUUUGGUAGCAUUUUGAAUAGAUCGAG